Molecule: messenger RNA, 801 nt
Organism: Penicillium taxi
Lineage: Eukaryota; Fungi; Ascomycota; Eurotiomycetes; Eurotiales; Aspergillaceae
Product: beta-ketoacyl reductase
Exons: 1
Coding region: 1-801 (266 amino acids)
Biological process (GO): fatty acid biosynthetic process; secondary metabolite biosynthetic process
Molecular function (GO): phosphopantetheine binding; fatty acid synthase activity
Source: RefSeq, a predicted model, not a curated record
AUGACGCUGGAUGACUUCCAGGCAGUGGUGGUAAGCAAAGUUGAAGGUGCUUGGAAUUUGCAUGAGUCGCUCUCCGAUUCACCACUGGACUUUUUCGUCACACUAUCAUCUGUUGCGGGCGUGAUCGGCAACAGAGGACAGGCAGCAUAUGCUGCAGCAAAUGUGUUCCUGGACGAGUUCAUGGAAUACAGGCGCUCUCAAGGUCUCCCUGGAACUUCUAUAGAUCUCACAGCCGUGAGUAAUGCUGGCUAUCUUGCCGAGACUGACGCAAAACGCCUGCAAGAGGUACUGAAGAACAUUGGAAGCGACACAAUGGAUGAGGGAGAGGUGUUGGCACUGCUUGCAGCAGCUAUCACAGGUGACUUAGCAAAAUCAUGCGCAGGGCAGACAAUUACCGGGCUAGGACUUGGAGGCUCACUGGAACACUUCUGGGCCCAAGAUGCCAAGUUCAGCGUCCUCUACGAGGCGGCCCAGGCGCGACUUGGUACUGGAAGUCAUCGGGAAGGUGGCCCUGCUGUGGCUUUGAACACCAUGCUACAGAACUCUCCGUCAAAGGAGGCAGCACUGCAAACCUGCUACGAGGCUCUGGCAGCAAAACUAGCACAGGUUCUGGUCAUCUCUAUGGACGACAUGGACCCAUCCAUCGCAGUUGCGUCUCUUGGCCUUGACUCUCUUGUUGCUAUUGAGAUUCGCAACUGGAUUGCUCGAGAGGCUAAUGCCAAUGUGCAAGUGCUGGAACUGUUAUCAAGUGGAUCUCUGAUGGCACUGGCUGAGAUUAUUUUGGCCAAGUCUCAGCCUUGA